AUGUUGCGACCGUUUGUACUCCACUCGCUCGACGUCCACAUAUGUCAUUCUUCGGCCACUGCAUCUCCUCUCUCAUACACAUAUCUCCACCGCCCCACGGCCAAAUCUUCCGUUCUGAUGCCUAUUAUUACAAGCUGCUGGUUCUUGGUGUUCGUCUGGGUAGUAUGGUGGCUGCCACUGAUGCUCGCCGGGCCUGAGGAUCAGCUAGGGGAAGGCUGCUCGGGCUCGGCCAAGAUGUGCGGCAACCUCACCAUCUCCCGCCCGUUCUGGCUAGCUGAAUUGGGGAUGAGAAGAUCGUGUGGUCCCUUGGAUUUUGAGGUCGGUUGCUUCAACUACAGCACUCCAGUUCUCAAGAGCGCUGGAUUAACUGGCUUUGCAAUUCUCAACAUCUCCUACGAGAAUCGCAGUCUGCGUGUCGUCGAUGUAUACAAGGAGGAAGACUUGAGCCACUCCAAGGGCAGCUGUCGGUUCCCGAGAUGGAACACCUCCGGCAAACUGGCAACCCCGUUUAAGGUCAGCCCCGCCAACCUAAACCUCAUCUUUUACAAGUGCACGAAGACUCCGGCGCAUCGGGGCAGGGCGCUCGUGGAGAUAAGAUGUGGGAACGCGACGCACGCGUUUGUUCGCGCGGGAGUGCCCUACGACGCGACCGGGACCUACGGCGGCUACGCCUUGACGGGCUGCAAUGCCACCGACGUGCCGGUGAUGGGCUCGACGAGCAAGGUGAACGCGAGACACUACAGGCAGCUCAUCAACGGCGGCUUCCUCUUGACAUGGGAGGACCAUCCGACACCUCUCCCUGAACCUGUACCUCUCCCUGCGCCUGCACCUGCACCUGCACGUAAGUUCACCCGCCGAACCAUCUUUUCAUCGAGUUUGUAG
This is a messenger RNA of Triticum turgidum subsp. durum (durum wheat), 882 nucleotides long. NCBI's taxonomy places the organism in Eukaryota, Viridiplantae, Streptophyta, Magnoliopsida, Poales, Poaceae. The record is from the annotation of a GenBank genome assembly.